GACGAAUAGAGGAGGGAGGAGAACGCCGACAGCAUGUGCCGUUACGUCUUAUUCUCACUGCCGACAAUCUCAACAGAUACGUCAGGUUCGCGUUCACGCCGAAGCACCUAUAUUUUUGCACGUAACCGUUCACUGGCCUUAUGCCAUAAAAUAUCAUAGUUACGACAAAUAGUCCGUCACGCAGUCAGACCACUCAUAACGCGUCAGGUAACCACCAGAGUCAUGUAUUUACAAAAUCAAAGGCAACCGAGCGAGGGCCCCAAAUAAUACGGACAGAAAAUUCUCUACCACACAGAUGACAUAAACAACAAGCAACCAUGGCUGACAACUUGCCAACCGAGUUUGAUGCUAUAGUCGUAGGAACAGGAAUGACCGAAUGCAUCCUUGCGGCAGCACUUGCGAGAAUCGGGAAGAAUGUACUUCACAUCGACAGAAACGAUCAUUAUGGUGGAGACUGGGCUUCCUUUAACAUGGACAGCAUGAGGCGCUGGAUAGCCAACCACAGGGGAGAGGAAUGUCCACCAUCCGUGAUGGAAAUACCUGAGUACUCUUCGCUCCUACACUAUCUAUCUAUCAAUCCAAAGACUGAGAAUGAGGAAGCUGCUGAGGAGAAGGAGAAACCCAGCCCAGCUUCACUUCUGCUGGAGGGAGAGCUGCUAGUAGAAGCGCGAAUGGAGUCGUCAACUAUAACCAACGUCGUUGAGAAAAUAUUUGUGAGGGAGAAAUCAGAAGUUGAAGUAAGCAAAGAGCCAUCGGAGAGCGAACAGCAGGGUACAGCGGAUACACAGCAAUCGACGGAGACCGAACAGAAGGGCGUGACGAAUGCGCAGCAGACGACAGCAUCAGCAAGCAAAACUCACACCAACGAGGACGAGCAGGAACCUUCAGUAGAGUCUGUGAUAGCAGAGGCACUUGCGUGUACUGAGGAGGAGAUGAAGGAGGAGAAGGAAGAGGAGGAUGAAAACAAAAGCGAGAGUGCAAUGGACGAGGCAAUAAUGUGCACACCUUCAUACGACACAGUCCCGACAGGCGCAGACGCGCAGGACACCCACAUAAUGAACAGCACCUCAGAAACCCUCGAGCCUCAGCCGACCGCAGACGCCGACGCGAGAGUCGGAACAGAGGAGAAGCCGGCGACGGAGCCUAGCUCUCAAUCGCCGUUGUGUGACGCGCAGUCGGUAGACGACGACAGUGAGUCGACAGCUCCAGUCGCAGACGCGGACGCGGGUGCCAUCACUGACGCGGACACGAAAUCCGCCGCAGGCUCCAUCACCGACACGGCCGAAGCAGCCGCCGCCGUUGCCAACGCUGCCGCCUCUAGUCCGGCGCAGGCGGACGCCGCCGCUGCCGCCGCGGAGUGGACGAUGGAGAGGAUCAUGAAGCGGUGGCGGCGCUUCAACCUCGACCUCGAGCCGAAGCUGCUGUUCUCGCGUGGCUCGCUCGUUGAGCUGCUCGUCUCGUCGAACAUCGCGCGCUAUGCCGAGUUCAAGAUCCUCACGCAGGUGCUGACGCUGCUGGAUGGCAGGCUGGAACGGGUUCCGUGUUCGAGAGCAGACGUCUUCAGCAGUAAGAAGGUGUCGGUGAUCGAGAAGCGAAUGCUGAUGAAGUUCAUACAGUUCUGCCUAGGCUAUGAGAACACACCGGCAGAGUAUGCAGGUUUUGAGGACCGACCGUUCUCCGAGUUCCUCAUGUCGCGGAAGCUCACUCCGAACCUGCGCCACUUUGUGCUUCACUCCAUCGCCAUGGUAACCGAGGACUGCCCGACAGAGCGUGCGCUUGGGGAGACGAGACGCUUUCUACAGUCUCUCGGGCGGUUUGGCAAUUCGCCGUUCCUCUGGCCGAUGUAUGGGAGUGGCGAACUCCCUCAGUGCUUCUGCAGGUUGUGUGCUGUGUUCGGCGGUAUCUACUGCCUCCGCCGCAUGCCGCAGUGCGUCGUCAUCGACGCGGCGUCGAACCGCUGCAAGGCAAUCGUCUGCAAUGAGAACCAGAGGAUCAGCUGUGAUUGGUUGAUUAUGGAGGCGAGCUACGCACCUGAGCAGUACGUGCCGAGACCAGAGACGCGCAGGAGCAUAUCCCGGGCCAUUCUCAUUACAGAUGGCGCUCUGCUGAAGGAGAAGCAGGAGCAGCUGACGUUGAUGAGUCUGCCGGUGGGGAUGCCCGGCCGCUCGCCCGUGCGUCUGCUCGAGCUCGGCCCGUCGACGAUGGCGUGCCCCCGCGACCUCCGCAUCGUCCACCUGACCUGCGUCGGCGGCGGCGACGCGCAACUCGACCUCGCGCCGACGAUCGACAGGCUGUUCGCCGUCGCGGAGCCGCCGUCGGAGGCAGAGCGUGCGGCGCCACCUGGUGAGAGCGGCGAGCGGGAGACGAUAGGCGGAGCGGCGGCGACGGAGGCAGAGCGUGCGGGGCCACCUGGCGGGAGCGACGAGCAGGAGACGACGGGCGGAGUGGCGGCAAUGGAGGCAGAGCUUUUGGCGCCGCCUGGCGGAAGCGGCGAGCGGGAGGCGGCGAGCGGGGCGGUGGCGGCGGAGGAUCGGGGGGAGACUGAUGACGGAAAGCCGAAGCUGCUGUGGUCGUUGUUCUUCAACUGUCAGGAUACUACCGACGAGCUGGCAGUGAGCGAAGACUGCCCGGACAACGUCGUCGUCUGCGGCGGGCCGGACUGGACGCUGGACUUUGAGCACUCGGUGCAGGAGGCCAAGGACCUGUUUAGGAGGAUCUGCCCGGACGAAGAGUUCCUGCCCAGAGCUCCGGACCCGGAUGAGAUCGUGUUUGGGGAUUACGAGAAUCCCGCGCCUACGGAUGGCUUCAGGGAGCUGGCGACUGACGCGGAGUCGAGGAACAACAACGGUGGCGGCCCCACUCCAGCAGCCGAUGAUGACAGAACUCCUGCACCCGCAGCAGUAGCGCCACCUGUCGAUGUGACCCACGGUGAGAUGGGCACGCACCAACCUGACAACGGAGGAGGUGGGUUUUAUGAGCAGGAAUCGGCAGUAGCGAAAGACAAUUCAAGCAGACCCUCAACUGAAGAAGAACAGGAUUAAACUAAUCGAGAAGAAGGCUGCAGGUAUGCAAGGAUGAGCAGAGAAGAUAAGAUUUGGCUAGAAGCCUUGUGUGGUUGAACAAAGCAGAUUAGCCAUAACUCACAGCCCGUGUGGAGCACCAGCAUGAACAUGUCACAUACUAUAUAGUAUGUGAUAUACAUGUGUUCAUGGUACUAGUAACAGCAAAAUACGAUAUCAGCUUCCUAUAAAUUAUACGCAUAGCCUAUAAAGUUGUAUCGCUGCGACUGGCAUAUAGACAACUAUCCGGAAUAUGUGUAUUCCUUAUUGAUAUUUGAUUCGAUAAGACUUCGGAUGCAAUUGAUUGCUUUUGUGUCAUUCCUUCAGGUAUAUAUUCAUUUCUCUUGUUGGUCAGGUAUCGCUUUGGUACAGUGUACAAUCAUGCUAUUCAUUAUUAUUGUUAAAGAGUUAAUAAAUGUGUGUUCUGUUAUACAAGUAGUGAUGCAGGUAACAGUACCUCUAUAAACCUAGUUAUAUGCUUGAUUAGUAGUCUUCCGUGUCUGAUACGAUGAAUAUAAUUAAUCAAUCAUGAUGGGAUGCAGGAAGCUUGCAUUAAUGGGAUGCAGCAACUGAUGUAUAGUAUGAAACCUCAUAAAGAAUAUUCUUCAUGGUCGAAAAGGCUGUAACGAAGAUAACCUAAUAUUUAUUGAAUAGUCAACGUCACUAGUACUAUAAUCGUCCGUGGCAUUCCACCAGGAGUCCAAGAGGGGCUAAUAUUUAGCUGACGUCACCGGUUUCUUCCCGUGCACUGUGUGCAACUGAUAGACAUGGACCGACCUGUCAUCACAGUAUUACUGUUGCCAGCGAAACGCUCAUAUCUGUCUUACAAUUAAUGUAGCAAUGACAUAAUUUAGGGCGAGACAUAUUAGUUACUUAUAUUUAGAAUUUAUGGUGUGCAUUUUUACAUCUGUCUGUCCUGUUGUGAUAUUUUUGUGAUAUAUACUCGUUUAUCUGGUUAUGCAUAACAUUCGAGAAGUGUUGGUGUUGUUGUAUUUAAAACGCAAUUGUGAGUGUAGCUAUAUUUCAUCAGUAUCUACUAUCUACACAUCAUGUCUAAUACACAUUUAUAUUGUAUUCUAUGUGGUGUGAUUAAUUUCUGUGGUAUUAUAAAUUAAACCUAACAUAGAACGACGUAUGAUGAGACAAUACAUACAUCGAUUUAUAUGGUAUGCACUGGUGUAUCGAAGAGUAUAAUAAAACGAUAGCUUCUGACAUUUAAAAAAAAAUUGAGAAAUGGCUAUGCAAACUAA
This is a messenger RNA of Priapulus caudatus, 4309 nucleotides long. Its product is annotated as rab proteins geranylgeranyltransferase component A 2-like. Gene Ontology annotation, cellular component: cytosol; Rab-protein geranylgeranyltransferase complex; cytoplasm. Bases 318 to 3041 code for a protein of 907 amino acids. Gene Ontology annotation, molecular function: GDP-dissociation inhibitor activity. Gene Ontology annotation, biological process: intracellular protein transport; vesicle-mediated transport; protein geranylgeranylation. The record is from RefSeq and is a predicted model, not a curated record. NCBI's taxonomy places the organism in Eukaryota, Metazoa, Priapulida, Priapulimorpha, Priapulimorphida, Priapulidae. The transcript is spliced from 12 exons.